GCCAGCUCCAGCCACCAUUGGCCUUUCAGGUGCUCUGCAGGAUCUCACAAUCCACAAGCAGCUGACAGCCAUGAAGAUCCUCUACCUGCUCUUCGCUGUCUUCCUCCUCCUCUUCCAGGCCACUUCAGGUUCUGCAGACCCUCUUUUUGCUGACACCACCGCGUGCCGGAGCGCACAGGGAAGCUUCUGCCGCGCCGGGGCGUGCCCACCCACCUUCGCUGCCACGGGGACCUGCCACGGGGGGCUGAUGAACUGCUGCUCCAAGUAG
Zonotrichia albicollis (white-throated sparrow) is the source of this 268-nucleotide messenger RNA. Its product is annotated as gallinacin-10-like. Gene Ontology annotation, cellular component: extracellular region. The record is from RefSeq and is a predicted model, not a curated record. Gene Ontology annotation, biological process: innate immune response in mucosa; defense response to Gram-positive bacterium; defense response to Gram-negative bacterium. NCBI's taxonomy places the organism in Eukaryota, Metazoa, Chordata, Aves, Passeriformes, Passerellidae. Gene Ontology annotation, molecular function: CCR6 chemokine receptor binding.